This is a messenger RNA of Paramormyrops kingsleyae, 1048 nucleotides long. RefSeq names its product prolactin-like. Gene Ontology annotation, cellular component: extracellular region. Lineage: Eukaryota; Metazoa; Chordata; Actinopteri; Osteoglossiformes; Mormyridae. The record is from RefSeq and is a predicted model, not a curated record. Gene Ontology annotation, molecular function: hormone activity. Gene Ontology annotation, biological process: positive regulation of receptor signaling pathway via JAK-STAT; positive regulation of cell population proliferation; response to nutrient levels.
GAGGAAAGGCAGGGCUGCUAUAUAACAGGGACAGGUGACGGGGUGAGAGCAGGAUGAAGAUCAGGACGGACAAGCGUGAGAGAGACAUGACCCGACCGUCCCGAGUAGGAAGGCUCCACCUGACAGUCACGCUGCUGCUGUGCUCCUCGCUGCGCUGCCACGCUGUCGGCCUCAGCGACCUGCUGGACCGGGCCUCCCAGCUCUCGGACAAGCUGCACGCGCUCAGCACAUCCCUGACGAGCGACCUGGACACUCACUUCCCCACCAUGGGGCGGAUCAUGAUGCCCCAUCCAUCCACAUGCCACACCUCUUCCCUCCAGACCCCAAACGACAAGGACCAAGUGCUCAGCGUGCCGGAGUCAGAGCUGCUCUCACUCAUUCGCUCGCUGCUCCUUUCCUGGAAUGACCCUCUGCUGCUUUUGGCACUAGAAGCCCCGACUCUCGCUCACCCAUCCAACAGCGCCAUCUAUAGCAAAACCAAGGAGCUGCAGGACAACACGCACAGCCUGAGCGCUGGACUGGAGCACCUGACGCACAAGAUUGGUUCCUCCAACUCCUUCACCCCCCUGCCGUUCAAAGGAGGCAACCUCGGUCAAGACAACACCUCCCGGCUCAUCUACUUCCACUUCCUGUUAUCCUGCUUCCGAAGGGACUCCCACAAAAUUGACAGCUUCCUCAAGGUUCUCAGAUGCAGAGCUGCAAAACUACGACCAGAGACAUGCUGAAGGAGGCAGGAUGUGGCCCAAAGCCUCACCUGCACCACUGGGGAGAUGAACAGGCAGCACAGUCCGACGGCAAGACACAAAUUGUCCAGAGGUCUGUGAUUGCUAUUCAUGAUGGAUUAACCUUCACUUUGCGCUCAGUUUUAACUUCACCCCAAACAUUUUGGCUAAUUCUUAUUUAUAAAAGAAAAACCAACCCAAGACAUCAUAACAAGUAUUGUAACAAAUUCAGUUAAAAUGUAAUUUAAAUCUAUCUUGCUUUGCGUCAACAUUGUGUUGAUAAUCAUUUUGUAGUGUAGAACUUUAAAUGCUUAAAGAUCUUAAUU